Boleophthalmus pectinirostris (great blue-spotted mudskipper) is the source of this 1196-nucleotide messenger RNA. RefSeq names its product protein CEBPZOS. The record is from RefSeq and is a predicted model, not a curated record. Lineage: Eukaryota; Metazoa; Chordata; Actinopteri; Gobiiformes; Gobiidae. The coding region runs from base 154 to 387 and encodes 77 amino acids. The transcript is spliced from 5 exons.
CCGUAAACAGAAGGACGGAUCGGGCGGACGGAUCGUGCAGAGUUUCUCCUCCUCUUAUUUCGUUUAUUUUGUUUAUUUCGUGUUUUUUCUUUCACAUUUUCCCUCGUGGACACAGAGGGUCACGUGCCACAGCCCGCGUAAAGGUGAGAAAAGAUGCGCCCCCUGGAGCCGGUGGCGAAGCGUCUGUUGAAGGCGGUGAUCGCGGUGGAGCUGCUCGGAGUGUUCGGCGCCUACGGACUUUUCCAGGCCAUGAACUCCAGCCAAGACUUCAGGAGCAAAGUGAACAGACGCUUCCCGUCCGUCCUGGAAGCGUAUUAUCUGUCCAACGAGUGGGCGGGAGUGUACGGCAUCAGAGAGCGAGACCGCGACGCCUGGAGACAGAACUGACCCGGGACCUGGACCUGGACCGGGACCUGGGACCGGGACCGGGACCUGGACCUGGACUGGGACCGGGACCUGGACCGGGUUUUAUUCACACAGCCUGAUCUGUCACUUCCUCCUCUUGGCGUUGGACUUCCUGUUUCCUGCGGGCGCGCGUGCGUUGGACUUCCUGUUUCCUGCGGGCGCGCGUGCGGGGAACUUCCUGUUUCCUGCGGGCGCGUGCGGUUUCCUCUUCCUCUGGAACAUGCUCUUCUUCCUCCUCAGAGUUUUGGCGUCGCGGUCGUGGAUCCAGUCGUCGCGCUGAGACUCCCACUUCAGCUGCUUCACACCUGGACACAACCGACCAAUCACAGCACACACUGUCACUGUUACCGGGCAGAACACCACGCCCACACACGAACCGACCAAUCACAUCACACACUGUCACUGUUACCGGGCAGAACACCACGCCCACACACGAACCGACCAAUCAGAUUAAACGAAACAACUGGAUUUUAUGAGUUUGAAGUUGUUUUGACACAUCGACGUCUUGAUCAAAUCCAUGUAACUGCACAAAGUCAGAACUUUUAAAAAGGAAACAAAGAGGGAAGUUCUGCAUUAAAUAUUUAACUUUUAUUUUCUGUGCCUCAUCAGGGUGUGUGUACACGUGUGUGUACACGUGUGUGUACACGUGUGUGUACACGUGUGUGUACACGUGUGUGUACACGUGUGUGUACACGUGUGUGUACACGUGUGUGUACUUUUGACUUUUACUAAAAUUAAAAUAAAACAAGUGUUGGUGUCAAAUAUUUUACAUUAAACCUAAAGUCCCAGUG